UAGUACGUACGUACAAUAUAUUUAACUUGUGUUUAGUAAAACUCACUAACCUUACCUGCCUAGUAUCUGCUUAAAGUUUUAAUAAACUAUAUUAAUUUGUUUUUUUUUUAUUAAAUAAAAUGUCAAAAACAACAUCGUUGGACAUCGACGGAAUGAGUGCUGAGGAGAAAAUCGAACAAAUUAAAAUGAUGCGAGAUUUGAUUCGUCUCAAAGAGAAGUCUGGGGAUGGAUGUAACUCUGCGUUUCAAAAGAUCGGGAAGAAAAAAAACCUUAUCAGCGACACAGUAAUGUCUGCUGUGUUUGUAACUAGUUUCGUUUUGAUUGUGGCAAUGGCAUUAUAUUCGUUUCGGACUCUAUACCUUGCCAUACAGAAAAAAUUUCCUUCCCAACACACAGAAUUGUAAUAACAGAUACAAAAAAAUGAUUAUUUAUAAACAAUUAUUUUAAUGUAGACAUUUACUUUAACAUUAUAAUAUGUAGGUAGUUUUAAAUUUUAAUAUAAAGAUUAUCAUACUAAAAAAAAAAAUACAGUAAUAUUUAAAAAAUAUCCUAUUAAUAUUGUACAAUAUGUCUUUGAGACUAUAGUUUUAAAUUAAUUAACACUUAUUUAUUUCCAGUUUCUAUUAGUUUUUUUAAAAUUGUCAUAUUUUCUGAAGCCACAGCUUGUCGAUAAGAAGUUAUUGAAUCUGUUCUGUUAUUGUUUACUAAAAUAACAAAAUUGCAUUGUAUUUAUAACUUUUAAUUUAAUUUAUUAUUAUAAUAUAAUGUAAAAUAGAUAGACCCUAGUAAUUAGAAAUUACUAAAUAUUACUAACUACAUAGAAAUAUGUUAAUAUAAUAGGUAUAAAUAAACAUAAGUAAUAACUAUAAUAAGUAUAAACAACUCGAAUAUUGUAUAAAUUGAUUUUAUAAUUUUAUAUUGAUUGGAUUCUCUUUUCUCGUAAAAUUGAUUUUCAAAAUGGUAACAUUUUAACGAAAUUCAAGAAACUGAGCGUCAGAAAAAAAUUAUAGACAUACGCCUAAUGUAGGGCUGUAUACCGUAUACAGUAUACGCCUGUACCUACUUAAUAUAUUUGUUUACUCAUCUUUACUUAUAGUAAGCUUAAUAUGUAUUGUUUAUACUAAUAUUAAUACUUAUGUAUUUUUUUUUAUAAAUUAUUACUAACCUCUAAGUCGAGAAGCAUUCUGUAUAAUAUUAUUUAUUUUCUUCAGUGUAACUAACAAUUGUUCAUGGUUUUCACACGUAACUUGAUGAUUUUGAAUCAUUUGUUUAUCGAUAUGAAAUAUAUCGUUCAAACAUUUUUCCAUAUUGGACCUUAAUAAAAACCUCAAACAAUUUAA
This is a messenger RNA of Acyrthosiphon pisum (pea aphid), 1340 nucleotides long. RefSeq lists its product as uncharacterized. NCBI's taxonomy places the organism in Eukaryota, Metazoa, Arthropoda, Insecta, Hemiptera, Aphididae. The record is from RefSeq and is a predicted model, not a curated record. The coding region runs from base 120 to 404 and encodes 94 amino acids. The transcript has 2 exons.